Molecule: messenger RNA, 527 nt
Organism: Chrysoperla carnea
Lineage: Eukaryota; Metazoa; Arthropoda; Insecta; Neuroptera; Chrysopidae
Exons: 3
Coding region: 57-389 (110 amino acids)
Source: RefSeq, a predicted model, not a curated record
UAUAUUUUUUUUCAAUACACAAAAAGUACAUUUAGAAUCAAUAUUGUUAAUUUAAAAUGAAUAAAUCAAUAAGUGCUCAAUUUCUAGUGUUAACAUUUUUAUUUAAUGUAGCUUUUGCAUAUAUUUACACCAUACAAAAUGCAACAAGUGAAGAAAGACCUGGUAAAUGCUUUCACGAAGCAUCGCAAAUUGAAUUGGCACCAGGUGAAACAAUUAAGUUACCUGGUAAUUGUGAAAAGAUAACAUGUAAUUCAGAUUUUUCAAUUGACGGGACAGGGUGUGGAUUUACAGCACCUGCACGAUAUCCAUGUCGAGAUAUUCCACAAGAUAUAAAUAAACCAUUCCCAGAAUGUUGUGCAACAGUGAUAUGCGAUAAUAAUCGUUAUUAAUUGUAUAUGAACAAAUUCAUAUUUUUAUAUUUAUAAAUAUUUAUUUGAAUCUUGAUGUGUCUCAAAUGAAAAGAAAAGCGAUUAUCACUUGUAUUAUAUACGUUAAGUAUUGUUUUUUGUUUAAUAAAUAAUUUUAUG